UAUUGACUAAGCAUCGUCAGUCCUUCUUGAUUUUGCUAAUGUUUGGUAUUGUACCAUGCAGGUUGGACAGGAGAAGGCAGCGGAAGAUAAAGGACUGGGACAAGCAUCAUGCUUCGUAUGUUACCCGCUUCCAGCUUUGCGUGGAGCAAGCUCGUAGCAGUGCACGCUCCCAGCUUCGUGAGCAUAACCCACUUGCUUUUGAUAACUACAUACGAUGGCUUCUUGAAAAUACUCGAGUUGAGGUAUGCCCGCCGGCAUAUAAUGAGGAUAUUCUUGAAGAACCCGUGAACUUUGAGGAUCUAUCAAAGGGGAAGUACAACAGAGAUGUCAGGGUAGGGCAAGGAGUCCCUGUUGUUCCGGUGAUUAACUAUGUGCGCACCGAGAUCAAGAAAGCAGCUGAUGAGAGCCAGUCUAUUCUGGAGAACACACCGGUUGGAAAAGGCAAUGAUGAUGGUUCACUACGAGCAUUCCUCAAGGUACAUAUCGCAUUCACUAUGAGAGCCAGUCUAUGUUGCGAAGUUUGAUAUCUUCCACACUUGUUCAUGUUACAGCGUCAGGCCAGGAAGUUAUGGCGGUUAUCGAAUCUUCUCGGUUGCCGUGAUCCCGAAUUUGAUGAACCAUCUGCCUCCAGGUCUGGUACACCAUCAGACCCCUCAUCUCACCAUCAGGGGAUGAUGUGAGUUCCUCAUAUGCUUAUCUGGAUGAUGAGGGUGCGGUC
Aegilops tauschii subsp. strangulata is the source of this 718-nucleotide messenger RNA. The record is from RefSeq and is a predicted model, not a curated record. Lineage: Eukaryota; Viridiplantae; Streptophyta; Magnoliopsida; Poales; Poaceae.